This is a messenger RNA of Mesorhabditis belari, 1068 nucleotides long. NCBI's taxonomy places the organism in Eukaryota, Metazoa, Nematoda, Chromadorea, Rhabditida, Rhabditidae. The record is from the annotation of a GenBank genome assembly.
AUGGCAUCGGAGAGUGUAUCAACGUCAGCGUUGGCUUCUUUCGACUACGUUUCAAUUCUAACGGGAAAACGGACGACAAUUGAUCGGGAAUUUCUUGGACAUGGCCAAUGUAGGAAUGUGAACGAUUUCGAGAAGCUGAAUCGACUUGGAGAAGGAACCUACGGAAUUGUUUAUCGCGUUCGAGAUGUUCACACAAAGGAGAUUCUUGCUUUGAAACGAGUGCGAAACGAUGAGACUCGAGAUGGGAUAUCGGAGGCAGCUUUGAGGGAAAUAACCUUAUUGAAACGAUUGAAGCACGAUAAUAUUGUCGAUUUGAAAGGAAUGGCUGUAGCUCGGGAUGUGAAAAGUAUGUUCCUUGUCAUGGAAUAUUGUGAACAAGAUCUCGCAUCGCUUCUCGAUAAUUUGAAGAUUCCCUUCUCAGAGGCUCAGGUCAAAUGCAUCAUCAUGCAGCUUUUGCGUGGAACGGCAUAUCUUCAUUCUCAUUACGUUCUGCACAGAGAUCUCAAAGUUUCUAACUUGUUGUUAACUGCGGGAGGAGUUCUAAAGAUUGCCGAUUUUGGUCUGGCGAGAACGUUCGGGAAUGAAGCUCAUCCGAUGACCCCACGAGUUGUAACACUUUGGUACAGAUGUCCGGAAUUGUUGCUUGGAUCAAAAUCUCAAGGUCCGGCUGUGGAUAUGUGGGCAAUAGGAUGUAUUCUGGGCGAAUUACUUCUCCAUCGACCUCUUCUACCCGGGAAAAGUGAUAUUGAUCAGAUGGGGAAAAUCAUUGAUCUUUUGGGGACACCAACCGAGAGAAUUUGGCCUGGGUUUAGCGAAUUACCGGAAAUGAAAAACUUCACACUACGAUCUCAGCCUUACAAUAAUUUGAAAAGAUUGUUUGAGAAUGCGACAUCAGCCUGCAUUGAUUUAUUGAAUGGUUUAUUUACCUAUCAUCCAAAAGGACGCAUUUCUGCAUCAGCUGCUAUUGAACAUGUUUAUUUCACCGAAGCCCCAAUUGCCUGUGAAACUGGAUUGAUGCCUUCUUUUCCACAACACAGAAAUCGAAAACGAUCUCAUGGCAAUGAACGC